CAAGUGAAAAAUAUCGCCGUCCCCUUCCGUCCGGAAAGACGACAAACAGAGUGAGACUAGGGUUUCAGGGUUCUCCGGGCCCUUCCGAAAUCAAGCGGAGGCGGAACCUCCCUUCCCUGGCCGAUCAACGGCGGCUACCAUUUCUCCUCAGUUUGACACCUUUCCGUUGGUUGUUUCCUCAUUAUCUGUGCUAUAUAUACCUGCUAAACCUCGAGACUAUCCAACUAGCCCAGCUGCAUUGCUCGAUGGAAGAUCUCCCAGAGGCACUGUUGGCAGAUAUCGUCUUAAGGAUUACCAGCACAAGCGAUCUGAAUUCUCUUUCCCUUGUGUCGAAGCGGCUCUACGUCAUUGAUUCAUCUCAAAGGAGUGCUAUUCGCAUCGGCUGUGGCUCUUUCCCUGCUAGAGAAGCAUUGGCAUCACUUUGCUCCCGGUUCCCAAAUUUGUCAAAAGUGGAAAUCGAUUAUGCUGGUUGGACGAGUGGUCAUGGGAAUCAGUUGGACAAUAAAGAUCUCCUUGUGAUUUCAUCUCAAUGCCCCUCCCUGACUGAGCUCACCUUAAGCUUCUGCUCAGACAUCAACGACUCUGGUCUUCGUUAUCUAGCUUAUUGCAAGAAAUUGAUAUACCUUAGGUUGAACUCUGUACCAGAAAUUACUUCAAGUGGGCUUCUAUCUGUGGCAGUCAGUUGCAAGAGUCUAUCUGGCCUCCUCCUUAUCGCCUGUGAGAAAAUCGGAAGUGUGGAGUGGCUGGAGUACCUUGGUUGGAACGGGAUAUUGGAAGAACUUGUAGUAAAGAAUUGCAAGGGAAUUAGCCAGUAUGACCUCCUACAGUUUGGUCCAGGGUGGAUGAAGCUUCGGAAGUUUGAUUUUGAGAUGAAGGGAGGAUUCUGGGGUGGCCAUAGCUAUGAGGAGGGUGGUUUUGAUCCCCUAUACAAUGUUCACAAACCAAGUAGAUCUGAUAUCUGGUGUGAGAGUUUGAAGGAUUUGAGGUUGGCUUGCUUUAAAACUGAGACAGAAGUAGGACUUCGUUUUCUGUUGGGGAAAUGUAAAUCACUGGAGAGGCUGUGCCUGGAGUAUGUUCAUGGUCUAAAUGACAACGACAUAAUUGUGUUAUCUGAGAGCUGCCGCAACCUUAAAAGCAUCUCACUUUGGCUCACACCUACGCGCUAUGAUGAUCUAAAUGGUGAUGGUUUCAGGACUGCAUUUACUGACAACAGCCUUAAGGCUCUAGCACUCAAUUGCUCGAUGCUUGAGGCUGUUGAACUCACGUUUGCAGGUUGUGAGCACACGUAUCCAUCAGAAAUAGGCUUCACACAGAAGGGUCUUGUGGUGCUCAUUCAGUCUUGCCCGAUUCGUGUUCUUGUGCUAAAUGGCGCAAACUUCUUUGAUGAUGAGGGUAUGAUGGCACUCUCAUCUGCUCCAUUACUGGAGACACUCGAGCUUGUUGAUUGCAGGGAAGUAACUGAUGCUGGGUUGUGUUUCAUUGCUCGUACCCCAUGCUUGAUUAAUCUCACGCUCCGCCACUGUAAACGUGUGACUGAUGUUGGAGUGGCCGAGCUGGUAAAUUCACAGAAGUUAAAGUCUCUGAUCAUCGAAUGCUGUCGCCGGGUCUCUGAGAAGGCUGUGCAGGGGGCUGGCAGAUCUGUUCAAUACUCCGUUGAGACUGCAAGCCCCGGUGGGCUGAAAAGAAUAUACCCAAUGUUACCUGGAUGAAAUGGCCUGCCAAAAUUUUGAGUCUAAAAUCCUCUGCUGGUGUCAUCAAGUUGUUGCUUGCUGUGCAUCCUCACUAGUGCUGGAAAUGGGAUAGCCUUACGCCGCUUGUGUGCUGUAGCUACUUCGUUGUGUAAUUUCAUCUAUGCUUGUGUUGAGCAAGAUUCAUUAAGAUCGUCCCAACAUUCAGCAUUUCGGGUGUUGAACCUGCAGACCUAGACUCUGCAUCUUCAUUCUGCAUGGUGUUUUA
Molecule: messenger RNA, 1956 nt
Organism: Lolium rigidum
Lineage: Eukaryota; Viridiplantae; Streptophyta; Magnoliopsida; Poales; Poaceae
Product: F-box/LRR-repeat protein 14-like
Exons: 2
Coding region: 246-1709 (487 amino acids)
Biological process (GO): SCF-dependent proteasomal ubiquitin-dependent protein catabolic process
Cellular component (GO): SCF ubiquitin ligase complex
Molecular function (GO): protein binding
Source: RefSeq, a predicted model, not a curated record